AUGCUGCUUCCCCCGCGGUGCCUCCCCCGCGCCGCUGCGCUCGCGCGCCCCCGCCUCCUGUCGACGUCGACGUCGACAUCCCCCGCCGCCGCGCAGUCGCACGGCCCGACAUGGCCGCUGCUCAGGAAGCGACGCCGCCCAGCCCGCUCGCGUCCUCAUCCCCAUCAACAGCAGCUCCCAAGCCGCCCGCGCCCUGCGCCCGCGCAACCACCCCCUCUGCACGACGACCUCGCCGCCUCGCCUGACCCGCGCAUCGUGCUCAUCCUGCAGGCGCUGAGCCCCAGCCUCAACCCCAGCGACUUCUACCGCCUCUCUCCCAGCGACCUGUCGAGCUGGAAGAGCGUCAUACGCAAGGUCCAGCAGCAGCGCAACCCCGUCACUCUCGAACCCCUCGGUCGCUACCACAUCUCCUUCUCCUCCGCCGCGGCUGCCGCGUCCUACCGCGACCGCCUGCUGCGCCUGCACUCGCUCGCGCGACGCAAGCUCCGCUCCGUCAAUGGCCUGUGGGAGGGGGCGGUGCCCGCGCACCUGCGGUCUCUGGCGGGCAGCGACCCUGAAACCGAGCUGGAAGGAUACGCCGUCACGUCCGGGUCCCAGGAGACGGUGCACAUUGAGAGGAAGCGCAUGCCCCCCACGGGGAAAUGGCUCAAGCAUCUCCAGGAGAUUGUCGACCAGGUCGGCUACGGGGAGAAGCCGCCCGCGGUGCUGGUGCAGGUGUAUCCGCCCACCGUGACGGCGCUCGAGUUUGGGAAGCACGUCCAGGACCACGGCGUAUCUCGAGGGUGUGCGUGGAGGGUGAGCCCGCCCCAGGCGUUGAAGCAGCGGAGACAACAGCCGGGGCCGGCGGCGGCUGGAGCUGACGGCGAGCCUGACGACCGCGGGAGCACCGAGCAUGAUGCGUCGCAGUCAGGGCCGAGCGAGUCCACGAGCACCAUGAACGAUGCCCCGGACAAGGUAAAGGGCCGUUUCGUGGUCGUCUGUGCAAACGAGAACGAGGCUCGCCGCUUUCACAGACACUGGAAUCAAAGAACCCUCACGGCUGUGUCGGAGCAUGCAAAGACCACGCCAUGUAUAGUUCAUGCGUCGAUAAUAAACUGGUGA
Molecule: messenger RNA, 1101 nt
Organism: Ustilaginoidea virens
Lineage: Eukaryota; Fungi; Ascomycota; Sordariomycetes; Hypocreales; Clavicipitaceae
Exons: 2
Coding region: 1-1101 (366 amino acids)
Source: RefSeq, a predicted model, not a curated record